This is a messenger RNA of Camelus dromedarius (Arabian camel), 2056 nucleotides long. It is a transcript of the gene C9, whose product is annotated as complement C9. Gene Ontology annotation, cellular component: membrane attack complex. NCBI's taxonomy places the organism in Eukaryota, Metazoa, Chordata, Mammalia, Artiodactyla, Camelidae. Bases 20 to 1783 code for a protein of 587 amino acids. The record is from RefSeq and is a predicted model, not a curated record. Gene Ontology annotation, molecular function: protein binding. The transcript has 11 exons. Gene Ontology annotation, biological process: complement activation.
AGCCGCCCUGCUGGAACUGAUGUCUGCCGGCUGCACGUUUGCCUUUGCAAUAUGCAUUUUAGAAAUAAGUGUCCUGACAGCCGGGACCACUCCCAGUUACGACCCGGAGCCAGGGCAGAGCAGUGGCACACCACUGCCCAUCGACUGCAGGAUAAGCCCCUGGAGUGGAUGGUCAAAAUGUGACCCUUGCCUCAAACAAAUGUUUCGCUCAAGGAGCAUUGAGGCCUUUGGGCAGUUCGGUGGGCGGAAGUGCGCGGACGCCGUGGGAGACAUGAGGCAGUGCGAGCCCACGGAGGCCUGCGAAGACCCCGAGGACGACUGCGGCAAUGACUUCAGGUGUGAUACAGGCCGAUGCAUAAAGAGGCGACUUCUGUGUAACGGUGACGACGACUGUGGGGACUUUUCAGAUGAGGAUGCCUGUGAAAGUGAUCCUCGUCCCCCCUGCGGUGACAGAGUGGCUGAAGAGUCCGAGAUGGCACAGACAGCAGGCUACGGGGUCAACAUCCUAGGGGUGGAUCCCCUCGGCACGCCUUUUGACAACAAGUACUACAACGGGCUGUGUGACCGAGUUCGGGAUGGAAACACCCGGACGUACUACCGCAGACCCUGGAACGUGGUUUUGCUGGCCUAUGAAACCAAAGCUGAUAAAAAUUUCAAAUCUAAAUAUUAUGAAGGACAGAUUCAAGUAUUCAAAAGUAUCAUCCAAGAGACGAAAUCAAAUUUUAAUGCAGAUUUAACCAUAAAAUACACUCCUUUUAAAGCAAAUGUACCGAUUGAAAAACAAGAUCCAGAAGCUUCUAACAAAGAAAACCCCCAAAAUCCUUCAAGCGCCAAGGGUGACUUCCGGUUUACAUAUUCCAAAACCAGAACUUACCAACUGUUGUUGUCAUAUUCUUCUAAGCAGGAAAAAAUAUUCCUGCACGUAAGAGGAGAAAUUCAGCUGGGAAGAUUCGUGAUGCGAAAUCGGGGUGUCGUGCUGACAACAGCUUUCUUGGAUUCUGUGAAAGAUCUGCCAACUACCUAUGAAAAGGGGGAAUAUUUUGCAUUUUUGGAAACUUACGGAACCCACUACAGUAAAUCGGGUUCUCUAGGAGGAAUUUAUGAACUAAUAUAUGUUUUGAAUAAAGCUUCCAUGAAUCAGAAAGGUGUUGAACUAAGGGAUGUGCAGAGAUGCCUCGGGUUUAAUCUGGACUUGUCUCUGGAUGUUGUACAUGAAAUCAAAGGAAAGUUUAAUUCAGAAAAUUGUUUUAAGAGAAAUGAGAGUAGAAUUGAAAACAUCAUGGAUGACGACCUCAUAGACGACGUUAUAUCAUUCAUAAGAGGUGGAACCAGAAAAUAUGCCACUGAACUACAUGAGAAGCUUCUCAGAGGAGCCAGGAUGAUCAACGUGACUGACUUUGUCAACUGGGCCACUUCCUUAGAUGACGCUCCAGUGAUCAUAAAUCAAAAACUGUCUCCCAUAUAUGAACUGGUUCCAGUGAAAAUAAAAGAUGCACACUCAAAGAAACAAAAUUUGGAAAGAGCCAUUGAAGACUACAUCAGUGAAUUCAAUGUAAGGAAAUGUCAACCAUGCCAAAAUGGAGGGACUGUGAUUCUGCUGGACGGACAAUGUUUGUGUUCCUGCCCAAUCACGUUCCAGGGAAUCGCCUGUGAAAUCAGUAAACAGAAACUCUCGGAAGGAUUGCCAGUACCACACACACAUCCCCACCACCACGCCGAAAAAAGAGCUGUUGGUUUCCCUGAGAUCAUAUGGAAAGAAAAACACCAGGACCUUCCAGUUUAAGAGCCUGGCCCCAACAUAGUCCUUGCUGCCAUGAGCAACAUGCUUCAUGAAAAUCCUACCAAGCUCUGAAGUCUCCUCUCCUGGCUCUUAGAUCCAUGAUGUGUCUUUUCCUCCUUAAACUCUUAACGAUGUUUCCAUUUUUCAUUCCCUGCUGAGUAGAGUUAGCAGCCAAAUAUGCCGGGACAGCUUUCUCCCACAGGCAAUGCCAAUCCCUUACUAACAAAACAAAAUUAAAUUAAAAAGAGAAUGUUGGUUUAAAAGCCUUUCAAGUAA